This is a messenger RNA of Physella acuta, 1969 nucleotides long. Its product is annotated as RNA-binding motif protein, X-linked 2-like. The record is from RefSeq and is a predicted model, not a curated record. Gene Ontology annotation, molecular function: RNA binding. Gene Ontology annotation, cellular component: U2 snRNP; catalytic step 2 spliceosome; precatalytic spliceosome. Gene Ontology annotation, biological process: mRNA splicing, via spliceosome. NCBI's taxonomy places the organism in Eukaryota, Metazoa, Mollusca, Gastropoda, Physidae.
CAGAAAGAGUAUUUAUGAGAACUUCGUUUCACCAACACUACAACUAGAAUCUAGAUUUAGAUUUCUACAUCUCUACAACUAGAUUCUAGAUCUAGAUAUUGAAUAAUUGUCCAAUUGACAAUGAACCCGUUAACCAAUGUAAAAAAUCUACAAAAACUAAAUGAAAGAGAAUUGGAACUUGGUAUUAUUGGAAAGAAGUCCUGGCAUGAUGAAUAUAAAGAUAGCGCUUGGGUUUUUAUUGGUGGAUUGCCAUUUGAUUUAUCAGAGGGAGAUGUCAUCUGUGUGUUUUCUCAGUAUGGUGAAAUAGUUAAUUUGAAUCUGGUACGUGAACACAAAACUGGCAAGUCAAAAGGAUUUGCUUUUCUCUGCUACGAAGAUCAGCGCAGUACAGUAUUGGCAGUAGACAAUUUAAAUGGCAUCAAGAUCUUGAGCAGGACUAUAAGGGUGGACCAUGUGAAAGAAUACAAAGUUCCAAAAGAAUAUGGGGAUGAAGAUGAACUGACAAAGAAAAUUCGUGAUGAAGGAUGUGCGCCCAAGCUUGCAGAGUCCAAUGAAGAAGAUGACAGUCAGAAGGAAACUACUCAGCGUGAAAAGAAACCAGAAAAAAAAAUUAAAGAUGAAAAGAAAAAGAAAGAAAAAAAGAAAAGGAAGAAGAAGAAACGUCAAGAAAGCUCGUCCUCCAGUUCAAGUGACUCAGAUGAGAAGAAGCCAAAGAUGGAAUUGUUGGAGAUUAAACAGGAGAAGGAAGAUCAGGGCUACGAGAAAUCAGCUAGGCCUAAAGAAUUGGCUAGGCCAAAAGAAUCAGUUAGGCCUAAAGAAUCGACUAGGCCUAAAGAAUCGGCUAGGCCUAAAGAAUCAGAUAGGGCUAAAGAUUCGCUGAGGCCUAAAGAAUCUUCAAAAAAGCCCAAAUCAGGUGACAGUAAUCCAGGAAAGUUUCAGAGAAAUGGGCGAGGGAGACAGGACAGUAGUAGUGAUAGUGGUAGCAGUGAAAGAGCCAGACCAACCAAUGGGUCUUCCAAGGGAAGAGCUGUAAGCAGCUCUGAGAGUAGCAGUGAUGGAGAGAGGGGGAAGUUUGUAGAUCAAGGGAGGGGUGGAAACAGCGAUAGUAACAAAAGUAAAGGUAAAAAUAAGGACAGAAGCAUGGUAGAAAAAAAUGAUCAAGUGAGAAAGGCUAGCAAAGUUGGGUAUAGAGGUAGAGAGAGAGAUAGAAGUGUUGAGAGAGAUAGAAUGGGGAAGAGAGACAGGGAUAGAGGAGACAGAAGCAGAGAGAAUGAGAAAAGAGACAGAAGUAAAGAUAGAAACAGAGAGAGAGACAGGAGUAGAGACAGAAACAGAGAGAGAGACAGGAGUAGAGACAGAAGCAGAGAGAGAGACAGGAGUAGAGACAGAAGCAGAGAGAAAGACAGGAGUAGAGAGAAAGACAGAAGUAGAGACAGAAGCAGAGAGAGAGACAGAAGUAGAGAGAAAGACAGGAGUAGAGACAGAAGCAGAGAGAAAGACAGGAGUAGAGACAGAAGCAGAGAGAAAGACAGGAGUAGAGACAGAAGCAGAGAGAAAGACAGGAGUAGAGAGAAAGACAGGAGUAGAGACAGAAGCAGAGAGAAAGACAGGAGUAGAGACAGAAGCAGAGAGAAAGACAGGAGUAGAGACAGAAGCAGAGAGAAAGACAGGAGUAGAGACAGAAGCAGAGAGAAAGACAGGAGUAGAAGCACAGAGAGAGACCGAAAUAGGGUUGAGAAAAGAAACAGGAGCCAAGAAAGAGAUAGAUCAAGCAAUGCUCGGGACAGGGGAGGUAACAGAGACAGCCAUAGAAACAGUAGGUACAAGAAUAAGAAUGAUGAUUACAGAGAAGAUGGGAAAAGAUACAGAUAAAGUUUACAGAUAUUAGAGGCAGCCACUUUCAUAAAUUUCAUGCUGAAACACAUUUGUAAAUAUCAUCUUACAUUAAAACCACCACAUCAUAAAUUAA